AUGCCAGUGCCAUUACACUCAAAUGAACUGCAGGAUGAUCCUCAUCAGGACCAAGGUAUGUUCGCUAUACCUAUCAAAAUUGGCAAAGUAGGGGUUAAGAAAGUAAUGUGUGACUUAGGUGCAUCUAUAAAUGUAGUGCCAUUGUCUAUUUAUCAAUCUUUAAAUGUUGGCCUUUUGAAAGAAACUGGUGUGGUGAUACAAUUGGCUGAUAGAUCGAUUAUAUACCCUGAGGGAGUUUUAGAGGAUGUGCUUGUACAAGUUGGUAAUUUAGUGUUCCCUGCUGAUUUUUACAUAGUUCAUAUGGAUGAUGAUAGGUCCUCUAAUACAUAUGAUCUUCUAUUAGGUAGACCCUUCUUGACAACUGCGAGAAUAAAAAUAGAUGUUUUUGAUGGCACACUUACCAUAGAGUUCGAUGAGAAAAUUAUAAAAUUUAAUGUAUAUGGCAACAUGAAAUACCCAAAUGACUUUUCUAAUGUGUGUGAAGUGGAUAUCAUCAAACCAUUAGUCCAGCAAGUAUUUGAGUUGCAAGGUGAGGAUGAACUAACAACUGUUAUGUAUGAGAACCUGAUUAAAUCUAAAUUGGUAGCCAUACGUGCUAACUUUGUCUUACAAGGAAGGCUGAAAGAUAUUGUCCAUGAACUUGAAGCUAAUAAAAUCAAAUGUAAUGUCUCUACUUUAGAAUUACCUACUGCUCAUUCUAAAAUUUUACCAUCUGUUGUGCAAGCCCCACAACUAGAGUUGAAACUAUUGCUUGUUCACCUCAAGUAUGCGUACAUUGGGCUAGAAAGUUCUCUACCCGUAAUUAUCUCCAACAAGUUGACACCAUAUGAGGAAGAGGAGCUGAUCUGA
Manihot esculenta (cassava) is the source of this 849-nucleotide messenger RNA. RefSeq lists its product as uncharacterized. The transcript has 2 exons. NCBI's taxonomy places the organism in Eukaryota, Viridiplantae, Streptophyta, Magnoliopsida, Malpighiales, Euphorbiaceae. Bases 1 to 849 code for a protein of 282 amino acids. The record is from RefSeq and is a predicted model, not a curated record.